UCUGGCUUUGAAAUCCCCACCGACCGCGGCCGCCAUCCCUCGCUUCACCCCUACUUAAAAUCUCCGAGCAGCCUCCACCUCGGCACGCACAGCGGCACAGACCCUGAGACCGGCAGCAUACUCGACUCGAGCCGCCGGAGCAAGCAAGCACGCGCGUGCAGCGUGCCAGCGUCAGGCUAGCUAGCUCGAGCUCGAUCAGACGCGCAGACAAGCAAGCAGGCAGGCAGCGGCGAUGGCGAUCGUGGGCGCGGAGUACUGCGACCCCGAGGAGCGCGUCCUGACGGUGCGCAAGACCUCGCACUUCUCCCCCGGCGACGGGUUCGCGGCCUACGACCACCGCACGGGCGGGCUGGCCUUCCGCGCCGACACCUACGGCCGGGGCCACGGCGGGGGCGCGGCGUCGGCGGGCGAGCUCGCGCUGCUGGGCCCGGGCGGGGAGCCGCUCCUAACCGUGCGCCGCCGCCGCCCGUCGCUGCACCAGCGCUGGGAGGGCUUCCUGGGCGCCCGGGCCGACGGCCAGAAGCCGCUCUUCUCGGCCCGCCGGUCCUCCUUCCUCGGCGGCGCCGCGGCCGGCGCCGUCGUCGAGCUCCUCCCGCCGCCCUCCUCGUCGCCGCCGGGCGCCGCCCCCGAGCUGCUCCGCGUCGACGGGUCCUUCGCGCGGCGCUGCUGCCGCGUAGUGGCGGCGCCCAGGGCCGAGGGGGAGAAGGCCAAGCUGGUGGCGGAGAUCAGGAGGAAGGUGGACGAGGGGACGCGCGUGGUCAUGGGCCGCGACGUGUUCGUGCUCAAGGUGAGCCCCGGCUUCGACGCCGCGUUCGCCAUGGGGAUCGUGCUCGUGCUCGACCAGAUCGCCGGCGACGAGCCCGGAGCCGACGCCGGAGCGGACGCCCUCGACGCCAAGAUCUGGUGACCGGUUUUGCAGGCCGCGUACGCCUUGGUUUAGCUGUGUGUAUAGACGAGACCUCGCUCGCGAUCUUGCUCUCUUCUCUUUUUUCUUCUCCAGGCGUGCUCCGUCGUGUAGUAUGCGCUUGGCUCCGGAGAAAUGGCAAAGCAUAAUACGUGCUCGGUUUCACCUUUGGUUGAUUCUCUUCGCCAAUUAUGAGUUGCAGUAAAUUACUAUCACCGUUACAUCAAA
This is a messenger RNA of Panicum virgatum (switchgrass), 1132 nucleotides long. Its product is annotated as protein LURP-one-related 5-like. NCBI's taxonomy places the organism in Eukaryota, Viridiplantae, Streptophyta, Magnoliopsida, Poales, Poaceae. The record is from RefSeq and is a predicted model, not a curated record. The transcript has a single exon. The coding region runs from base 233 to 907 and encodes 224 amino acids.